AUGCGGAGGCAGCAGGGCAACUCUACCACCGACGGCGUAAGGGAGGACCCUGUGGACUCACGAGACGGACAUUCGAAGGCGGCUGAGAUGGGCCGACCCGUGUCCACGUUGCCCAUGAUUGCAGAACAUGCACAAUACACAGAGCAUAUGCAAUACGCAAAGCUGAUCACUAUGACCCGCUGCCGUGCCACCUUGGUCAAGAUGAAACGGCGACCGAAAAAGCUGAGGAAGCCCCGGUGGCCAAGCCUACACCAUCGGCGACGACGUGAGCACGACAUAAGCGGGUACGACAAAGCAGUUGGCCGUGGUAGCGAAACCCCCAACACGCAAGACAAAGAGGGGAAGUAUAUGUAUGUCCUGUCCCAUCCGCUGCAUGCCGACCAUGGCGAGGGUAAAACAAAGAGCUCGCGCAAUCGCAGGCGGCAACGCUUCCGGGCAGCGAGCCAGAGUGGUGCUGCCUACCACGACAGGCCAGAUCAAGCGUGCCAAGAGACCAGUACUGUGCUGAUGAAAAAGUUGGGACAGAUCAAAGAGAUCUGUGCAGACAAACACGGAAGCCAAAUGAGAUUUCAAAGCACCGCUCUCGGGGCGCUACAGGAGAGUACCGAGCAAUAUGUCAUCGGGGUGCUGGAGGAGGCCAACCUGUGCGCCAUCCACGCCAAGCGCGUCACGCUGAUGCCGUUGGCUCUGCGCAUUCGGCAGCCAGCCACGCAGGCCUGGACAUCCUGGUGGCGAGCGCCUGACCCCCCCAAGGGAACAGAACACCGGAAAAAACAGAACGAUGGUGACGGCAUGCCUGUUUUCCGUCCACCGAGGUCUGUCAGUCCUAGGCCUGUUGGUCUCAGGCCUGUCGGUCCUGGCUCUGUCGGCCCUGGGCAAGUCAGUUCCGGACCUGUUGCCGAUGCCUGGGCUGCCGUCGAGGCGCCCGCUGUGUAUUUUUUCGACGAAGAUUUUUUCGACGAAGCAGCCUGGACUCAUGAUUUGGACUGUGGCGAAUAA
Cordyceps fumosorosea ARSEF 2679 is the source of this 999-nucleotide messenger RNA. Its product is annotated as histone H3. Bases 1 to 999 code for a protein of 332 amino acids. Gene Ontology annotation, cellular component: nucleosome. The transcript is spliced from 4 exons. Gene Ontology annotation, molecular function: structural constituent of chromatin; DNA binding; protein heterodimerization activity. NCBI's taxonomy places the organism in Eukaryota, Fungi, Ascomycota, Sordariomycetes, Hypocreales, Cordycipitaceae. The record is from RefSeq and is a predicted model, not a curated record.